Molecule: messenger RNA, 1360 nt
Organism: Pseudophryne corroboree (corroboree frog)
Lineage: Eukaryota; Metazoa; Chordata; Amphibia; Anura; Myobatrachidae
Gene: LSM12
Product: LSM12 homolog
Exons: 5
Coding region: 149-733 (194 amino acids)
Molecular function (GO): RNA binding
Source: RefSeq, a predicted model, not a curated record
UGGCAGAGCCAGUCAGUGUACCGCGGGACGAGGUGUGGUGACAGGGCGUCACUAAUGUGGUUUCCCAGCAACACCCGCGGUGACGCCAACUUUAAGGUUGCGCGCUGAGGUCGGGACAGUGAAGCACGUCACGCAGGCCGGCUGGAAGAUGGCGGCUCCGGGGGAAUAUUUCAGCGUUGGCUCCCAGGUCUCAUGCCUGACCUGCCAGGAGACGCGGCUGCAAGGGGAGGUGGUGGCCUUCGACUACCAGAGCAAGAUGCUGGCGCUCAAGUGCCCCGCUUCUAGUGGAAAACCCAACCAUGCUGAUAUUCUCCUGCUCAACCUGCAGUAUGUGUCAGAUGUUAAGGUUUUGAAUAAUCGUACACAGACACCACCUCCUCUAGCUUCCCUUAACAUCAACAAGCUGGCAAGCCGAGCUCGAUUGGAGAAGGAGGAGAAAAUGAGCCAGGCUUAUGCCAUUAGUGCUGGAGUUUCUGUGGAUGGACAACUGUUAUUUCAGACCAUACAUAAAACGAUAAAAGACUGUAAAUGGCAAGAGAAAAACAUAAUAGUUAUGGAGGAAGUAGUUAUCUUGCCCCCGUACCAGGUUGAAAAUUGCAAAGGAAAGGAGGGCAGUGCACUAAGCCAUGUUCGGAAAAUAGUUGAGAAACACUUUAGAGAUAUCGAAAGUCAGAAGGGGGUGCAGAGAAACCCAAUCCAGCCAUCACAGAAAGAGACCAGCACGUCCUCCUGAGCCCUCUGAUACGUCAGCCGAGCUGUCCCCAAGCUGUGCUCUUCUCCCCACUGUGGUGGGAUUCCCGUGAAGAGCUAGAGAGGAGGGGGUAGAUGACGACAUAGGGAAGGGGCAAGCAGGGGGGUCAAUUUGGGGUGGGAAUUGGGUAGCUUUUAUUUCCGGACUAAUCUCUCUCAACCCCUUCUUACAAUGGCCACUCUCCAUUCCUGGUUGUUUACUGAAGGGAUUGAGGAGAUACUGAACAAUAGAAGACCCCAUGGGCUCCAUAUUCAUAUAAUUUUCUUUUUCUUUUUUUUUUUUUUUUUAUUUCCUACAAAUUCCCAAUUCAGAAUUUUUCCUGGCAUUGCAUUUCUUCCUCAACGAGGUUUUUUUCUAAAAAAAAUUUUUUUUAAUCUUUUUUUUUUUUUUUUUCCGCAUUCUUUUUGUGUGAAAGUUAUGUUUCUCAUUUGUUGUUGCUGGAGGAAAUAUUCAACCAUUUCUCAGCCAGUGGGCCAAGGCAGUGCUUGGCACUUCUCCCUCUGGCCGUGAAGGGGUUAUAAAAUUGCCUGUAAAAAGGAGAACAAAACAAACUGUAAAAAACAAAAAAACAAAAAACACAAAAAAUAAAACUGAAAAAACAAAAGUAAA